AGGUUAGUAGCUCCAUCCCCCCAAAACAGCCAGACGAUGGCAGCGGUGGAGCAGCAGGACGCGAGCGCGCGGUACUUUGCCCGGCCGAAAAAGAUACCGCUCCCGACCAACUACCGGAACGCGAUCAAGUACGUCCGGCUGGCGAUCGAGGAGCAGCGUAACGUGCAGGAGCUGCUCGACCAGGACCGGCACUUCCGGGUGGGUCGCACAAUCGUGGGCCGGGUGUUGAGCAACUGGCCCAAAAUCGAGGCCGUCUAUGCGAGCCUCGACCUGGCGGCGAAGGAGCCGCGCCUGAACCCGUGGCUGGCGAAGGUGCUGAUCAGCGAGCUGCUGUUCGGGAGCGGCCGGCUGGUCGGCAACUCGCUGCCGGUCGAGUGCGUGCUGCAGUACGAGCAGCAGGUGCACGGCGCCCACAAGGAGCUGCUGGAGAAGAUGCCGGCCGCGGGCCACGUCAAAGAGCCACGGUUCGUGCGCAUCAACACGAACGUGCUGGACCUGGAGGGCGCGAAGCGCCUGCUGGCUGAGGAGCAGUGGAUGCUGGUGGAGGAGCGCUUCGCCGACUACGGUGCGUUUAUCGAGCGCGUCAAAACGCUCGCCGACGCGGAGUACAUGGAGGACUUUCACUUUCCCGAUCUGCUGGUGUUCCCGAACAGUGCCAAAUCGUUCUGGUCGCGGGCCACGCACCUGCACGACCAGUUCCUGCUGCAGAACAAGGCCUGUCUGCUGCCGACCUAUCUGCUGAAGCCGAGCAAAAAGUCCGUCGUGCUGGACAUGUGCGCGGCGCCCGGCCUGAAGACGACGCAUCUCGCCUGCCUGAUGAAGAACCGGGGCCGCGUCUACGCGGUGGAGCGCCACGAGAAGCGAUACCAGACGCUGUGCCAGUACGCCAGUGCGUUCGGCGUGAUCAAGACGAUCCACAGCGACUGUCUCGACCUGACCGACGAGCAGCUGCCGGGCGUCGAGUUCGUUCUGGUCGAUCCGAGCUGCUCCGGGUCGGGCAUGCUGCAGCGCCAGAUCGUGCCGGAACCGGUCGACCAGGAGCGGCUGUUCAAGCUCGCCGGCCUGCAGUACAAGCUGGUGUCGCACGCGAUGAACGCGUUCCCGGGCGUGCGCCGCAUCGUCUACUCGACCUGCUCGCUGCACGAGGAGGAGAACGAGCAGGUGGUGCAGGGCGUGCUGCGGCACAACGGCCACUUCCGGCUGCUGGACGCGCGCAAGGAGCUCGGCAAGGAGUGGCCGAACGUCGGCUCCCCCGACUACCCGGACAUCGGCGAGCGCUGCCUGUACGCGAAGACGGUCGACGAUCUGACGAUCGGCAUGUUCGUCGCCGUGUUCGAACGGUGCCCGGAGGGGGUGCAGAACGAGGUGUAUCUGGCGCACGAGAAGCAGAAGGAAAGCUACGAGCGGAUGCACUGGUACAGCGACAAGGCGGAAAGGGCGCUGGCCGAGGCAAGGGGCAAACACCAGCGCACGUAUCGGACAAGUGAGCGGGGGGAGGGAGAACUGAACGGGCAGGCAGAGGCGGAUACAGGGGUGGUGGCGGUGCAGCAUAACGCUGCCAAAACAUCCACAACGGAACUGAAGGUUCCAGAGCGGAGCGUACAGGAGGAAGGGGUACAGGAGGCGAAUGGGCUGGAAAAUGUAGAAGUAGAGGUAAAUGGUGAAACCAAGACGAAGAAAAAACGGCCAAAAAAAGAUAAGGAAGAAGAGGAAAAUGUGCUGGAAAAUGUAGAAGCGGAAGUGAAUGGUGAAACCAAGACGAAGAAAAAACGGUCAAAGAAAGAGAAGGAAAAGGAGGAAGAUGGAUUGGAAAAUGUAGAAGUAGAGGGGAAUGGUGAAUCCAAAACGAAGAAAAAACGGAUAAAGAAAGAGAAGGAAGAGGUGGAAAAUGGGCUGGAAAAUGUAGAAGUAAAGGUGGAAGUUGAAGGCAAAGUGGAGAAAAAACGGAUAAAGAAAGAGAAGGUAAAGGAGGAGAAUGGCCAGCCUGACGGGGAGACAGCAGAAUACCAUAUGCAGCGAAAUGUUGAGUUGGACGUUGAAAUUAAAUCAGAGAAAAAGCGAAAGAAGAAAGAGAAGCUUCAGGAACAGAAUGGGCACCAUGAGGUACAGGAACAACCAGUAGGAGAGCAGGAGGUGAAAGAAGAACUCACAGAAGCAGCAACAGCAAAAAAGCACAAAAAGAGCAAGAAAAGGAAGACUACCGAAGGAGAGGAGCCAACGGUGCAGCAGGAAGGUACGGAGACGACGGAAAAGGUUAAAUCCAAAAAGCGGAAGAAGGUGGAGCAGUGAGUGAAGUCAAUUCAUCCAAUGAGUUGACACUUGUUUUGUACAGGAUUCUCUCACUCUCUCUCUCAAAGGUACUAUAAGAGUAAGCUGUUAACAGUGAACUUUUGCGAAACCAACCGGAUUUUGGUUUUCUAUACAAAUAAAACACGUUUGCCAGCA
Molecule: messenger RNA, 2445 nt
Organism: Anopheles gambiae (African malaria mosquito)
Lineage: Eukaryota; Metazoa; Arthropoda; Insecta; Diptera; Culicidae
Gene: Nsun5
Product: 28S rRNA (cytosine-C(5))-methyltransferase
Exons: 3
Coding region: 37-2289 (750 amino acids)
Biological process (GO): rRNA base methylation
Cellular component (GO): nucleolus
Molecular function (GO): methyltransferase activity
Source: RefSeq, a predicted model, not a curated record